Messenger RNA from Erpetoichthys calabaricus (reedfish), 3595 nucleotides. RefSeq names its product phosphoinositide 3-kinase regulatory subunit 6-like. Gene Ontology annotation, biological process: positive regulation of MAP kinase activity; G protein-coupled receptor signaling pathway. Bases 436 to 2703 code for a protein of 755 amino acids. Gene Ontology annotation, cellular component: phosphatidylinositol 3-kinase complex, class IB. The record is from RefSeq and is a predicted model, not a curated record. Gene Ontology annotation, molecular function: 1-phosphatidylinositol-3-kinase regulator activity. The transcript is spliced from 20 exons. Lineage: Eukaryota; Metazoa; Chordata; Cladistia; Polypteriformes; Polypteridae.
UGUGUGUGCGGGGACACCUGGCGAUGGGCUGUCAUCCCGUCCAGUGUUGCCAGGCGUCUGCUGUCUUACCGUUAAGACUUUUCCUUCCCUUUCUCGGAACAGGUGCGUUCAAAAUAAACAGGAGGAGCCCCGCUUACCUGCUUCACACUCCCCCUCGCCGCCAUCUCUGCAAUUAGAAAAUAAACAGACCCCGGAGAGGCCACGCCCCCGCACAGCUGACACCCAGGAAGCUCACACAGCACUUCAGUGGCGACUGGCACGCAAGGCGCAAGGACUGAAAGACGCGUCUCCGAACUCCGAGGAGCGGGCAGCCCGCAGGUGCAGCUUAUUUGGCACCAUCAUGCAAGUUAGAGUCGAUUCUUCUACUGGGGUCCUGCAAGUCCCACUGUAGCAGGUAAACCUUAAGCGGCAGCACAUGGCACUUCACUCAUCUGCAUGCUGGAACUUUUCUCUACUGAAGUCAGCCCUGGCGUCAUGGCAGUCACAGAGUCCGACAUUCUCCGGAGCGUCCACGCUAUCUUACGAGAGUUAGAUGGACAUCACCCGGCCUCUCAAUUCAACAGAGGGAUGCUGAGAUGGACGCUACAUAAAAAGAUUGAAAGAAACCCUGCGAGCAAUUGUACUUUAGUGAGAGUUGUCAUUAAGGAGCUGGAGAAGGCUGAGAAGGCUGAUAACAAACUGUAUAUAAUUCCUUUGAUUCACACCUUGAUGUACGGCUUUAUUCAAGCCACAGACAUUCCAGAUCAGCUGUACAAGAGAGUGUAUGACUUCUGCACUCGUCUAUUAACACUACCACAGCCAUACUGUAGCAUCGGCUUCAGCUAUGCCAACAGCGUGAAGACAGAGCGAUCGACUCCAGGGGUUCUGUAUCAUCGUCUGCUCGCUUCUGAGCAAAACUUGAAGAAUGACCACUAUACGUAUCAAGAAAGGGUGUUUGUGUUUGCAGACCCCAGCUUGUUCUCAGAGGAGAUGAGUGCUGCCCUGGCUGAAGAGUUUGAGUCAGCAGAUAUCUGCAGGAGCCAAUCAAGCUACAUGUGUGAUGGAAUCCUGCACAUUAUGCAAGCGGCGCUUGGGGGGAGCUGCUGCACACGGCGUUUAGGCCGAGCUCUGCAGAGCAAAGAGCAAGACAUGAUCGAGCUGUACUUUCAAGAGUUGGUGGCCAUAGUAGAGCAGAGUGCUGAGGAUGUUGGAGGAAACCGUAGCCAGUACGUGGAAAAGCUGCGGCAACUGUACUUGACCAUCACAGGCCCUACGACAAGAGCCUUUGAUGAGUCAAUGACCGGCGCCCCUUCUGGCAUUUCGAUUCCAAACCCCAACAUCUCCUUUCACAUGUGGAAUGAGGAUACGCUUCUCUGGCAAGAGCUGUCAAAAGUUAUCAAGAGAGGCUUCUCCCGAGCAGAUUCAGAGUUCUUUGACUUGCAGGACUCGAUUGCAGACCUGACCUCAACUGACAUGAUAAGGCUUUCUAUACUCUCUACAGACAGCGGUAUUGAGAGAGACCUUCCUUUGUCGGAGAUGCUUCCUGUGAUCGAGGAGCCUGGCAGUAGCAAAGGAGAGCCAGAACAGGGGCGGCUUGUGAGAAAGGGUGGCAUCAAGAUGAAACCCUCCAUAACAGACACCAUAGCCAGCUCGGCUGAGGAGACAGUUACCUGCCCACCAGGAAAGCUGCAGAGAAGAUCUGGUAGCCAAGGCAUCUCCGGGAGCAGAAGUCAGAGACAAUACACGGCACGUGUCGUGCUUCUGGGAGAUGAUCGGAUUCUGGGAAAAAUGGCAAAAGCGUACUAUUCUAUCAGGAAAAGGGAAGCCAGACGGCCAUUCCUCUUGCCCAAGAUGAAUUUACAUAUCUACUGCAUCCCUGUGUGCAACAGCCAGCCAGGGUCACCAUCAACAGAGUUGGAGUAUCUAUCGGCUGAGAAGAUGGACACCUGCCAGCUAGCCGCCUACCUGGGGAGGGCAGACCCCUGGUAUGAGAGUAACAUCAACAGCCUUUCCCACAUGAUCCCCAAGUUAGCCAAAAUGAAUUGCUGCUCUGGCAAGACUUCAGCUGCAAACCCCUUCCUGGUGGACAUCAUUUCCUACUAUGUGCGAAUGGGUCAGCAGCCCGUCUACUUCUGUAUUUACUCAGUCAAGAUAUCCUUUUCCUGCUUGACAAAAGAGGCUGUAGAAGAUGUCUUUCUGACACAGGCAGAGAUCUGCAUUCCAGAAUCGCCAAGCGCUGGAGAAAACACUUUGACACGGAAAAGGAAUAUGACUGAAAGUUUUGGUGCUGUCCUGUCUGUCACUUACAAGAAGGCAUCUCUAAGCAACAGGGAGUGUGAGAAAUCGCUGACCUUGCGCACCAGUGGAGUCGUCAUAAAUGCUAUUCCAUCCUGUACCACAGAGGACUUUGACUGCUUGACCAUCUGCUUUUCUGAUGGCCUGAAAGUUAAGUCAACUGAGGACAGCAAGAUCAGAGCCUCUAGUAUUAAAAUAAGAAGCCUUGAGCAAAAAUCGUUCAAUGUCUGCUUUGACAAGGAUCACAGGAGGGUCUACAAAGAGGUGUCAAGCAUUGAAGUGUCACCUUGUCUGGAUCCAGGAUUCUGCUUGCAGAAAAAGAGAGAUACAAAAUUCUUCUUUGGGGAAGACCAGAAUGUAGGCCUGACACAGUACAUGCCCAAAGGACUCUCUCUGGCCAUUAACACGUUUGCUGGCAUCAUUCGCUGACUUCUACAGGGCACUGUUAUAAUUGUUACAUUAAGUACCUUGGAAGGUCUUUCUCUGCACUUAACAAAUGCUCAGGAAACAUCCCACCAGUUCAAGCUUCUGGCUUGGAUACUGCAGUUCAACAGAAUAUGCUCUGAACAGUCACCUCAUUCGUGAUGAUGCGAUGGAAGAUGGAAGCCUGCACUGAAAGAAUUGACGCUGCAUCCGUGGUAAGACAGCAACCACUGCCUCUAUGGGCAGCAUUCUACACUUCUUUGUGACCAAGAAAUUAAUAUUCAGGGUUGCACUUGUCCUUCAAGCAGUAAAUGAUGCUGCAGCUACCCACCACUCUGACCUCAGCCUCGGUCCACACGUUUUCUCCCACAUCCAGUGGGUCAAAGUGUAUGGAGUACUGUGUGUGAUGUACUAACUACAUGUUUAUACCACUGUAGUGAUCAAAGCAGGAGUGUCAAGCAUGGUGAGCUACAGCCUACCUCUAUCAGCCCUGGAUGCAAGGCACAAUGGCUUCUCAGUCUUAAACAUAAUUGUCAGUGAUAUAUGUAUGCACUAAUCAAACUCUGUUGGUUCAGGGAUAACCCUGAACAAGUGGCAGUACCCCACCAGUGACAGAAACCUGAUCAACAGUGAUGGUCACGCUGGAAGUGGAGUAGAAAAAUGAAAAGAAUGAAGGGAAAUCAUUGUUUCAUCCAGAAUCAUAGCAAUGGCAGACUGCAUGGUGAAUGAGCAAUUCAUUUCAAAAUGGUUCAUAUGCAGUACAUUAAGUACUGCUAAAGCAGACUGUUUGCACAAAAGACCAACUUUCCAGAAGGUAUGCAGCAUAGCUGCUACAUAUAUACAAUGGACGGACAUAAAGGUGUCUAUACUAAACUAUGUUAGACUUCUGAUUAUUUUG